AUGCACCAAAAAGUUCAGAAAACCGUCAACAAUAAAACGAAACAGAAAGAAAUCAUACAAUACAUAGACGCACUACAUAAUGCUACAUCAUAUGAAGUAUUUAAUGCUGCAUCACAGGCUUUUGUUGAAAAAUGGCAGACUCAAACCGAGUUCAUUCACUACUUUAAAAAAGAAUGGUUAAAGAAACAUCCAAAUUGGUUUUUAGGCGCAGCGCCGUAUUCACCCGCCACAAAUAAUGCAUUAGAAGCAAUCGGAACAUAA
This is a messenger RNA of Parnassius apollo (apollo), 261 nucleotides long. The record is from the annotation of a GenBank genome assembly. NCBI's taxonomy places the organism in Eukaryota, Metazoa, Arthropoda, Insecta, Lepidoptera, Papilionidae.